Molecule: messenger RNA, 612 nt
Organism: Kuraishia capsulata CBS 1993
Lineage: Eukaryota; Fungi; Ascomycota; Pichiomycetes; Pichiales; Pichiaceae
Exons: 1
Coding region: 1-612 (203 amino acids)
Source: RefSeq, a predicted model, not a curated record
AUGGUUUUCACACUUCUAUAUGUCUCGAUUUGCCAAUGUCAACUCUACGUAACCAGGCAACGGUCUUCUCUGUAUUCUCCCUACCACUUAGCUAUGGAUAUACUGCAAUGUUACUCAUCUGACUCUGAGUCAGAUGGAGAGAAAAAUGACCCAACCGUUUCAAAAAGAGUGGAGAUACCGAUUUCAAACCCAAGCAAAAUCACAAAGGCAAAGGUGCCAACCUCAAAACUAAAGGCCGACCAUCUCUUUGGGCUCAAACCACAGCUACGCAAAAGCCAGAAUACUCAAGAUGAGCAUGUGACAGAUAUAGAAGAUGUUUUUGAACGGAUACGAAACAAAUCGCACUUUACGACUCUGACUCCAGACAUAGACAAUAAAGAAGAUCAACCUGGAAGCGACGAAAAGCCUACGAAUGACAAAACCGAGCAGCAGACAGUGGAGUUCAAUGUGGACAAAUUCUAUCAACAGAACAAUACCUUGAUAGACAGUGGCGAUCUAGACAGUGCCAAGCAAGAAAAGGAAAACAGGAAGGUGAAGUACUACGCUGUUGGGCAUAACCAGCUGAGCGAUGUGUUCAAAUACAACGACAAAAGACAUGAGCACGAUGACUGA